GGUUAGGUUUAGGGUUAGCGUCUCAGGAAAAUUCGCGGCCUUCUCCACAGCCUCACGUUCCUUUCAACCCCCGUUCGAGAUUAGGGUUAGGGUUUCGCUGUUCCUCCUUCGCUUCUCUCCUUUCUUUUCUUAGGGUUUUCUCCUUCUGGAUUAGAUCGGAGAUCUCCAUGGAGAUGGAAUGCCCGACGGAGUUCCCUCACAUGCACAUGGACCGUCGGCCCAGAAAGAGGCCGAGGUUAGCUUGGGACGUUCCUCAGCUCCCAAAGGCUCAGCUAGGAAUUUCAUGUGGGCAAGAGGUUGGAAAUGUUACAAGCUUUGCACAUUCAAGGGCACCCCCAGACCAUACAUGUUCUUCUUUGUAUGUAAGAGGAGUCGCUCGAAAUGGUUCUCCCCCUUGGCGAGAUGAUGACAAAGAUGGACAUUACAUGUUUGCACUUGGAGAGAAUUUAACUUCUCGCUAUAGGAUCCACAGCAAAAUGGGCGAAGGGACAUUUGGUCAGGUUUUGGAAUGCUGGGACAGGGAAAAAAAAGAGAUGGUAGCCAUCAAAGUUGUCCGUGGUAUUAAGAAGUACCGGGAGGCUGCGAUGAUUGAAAUUGAUGUCCUUCAACAGCUUGGAAAACAUGAUAAGAAUGGCACUCGUUGUGUGCAAAUAAGGAACUGGUUUGACUAUCGUAACCAUAUCUGUAUCGUAUGUGAGAAGCUUGGACCAAGCUUGUACGAUUUUCUACGGAAAAACAAUUAUCGGUCAUUUCCAAUUGAUCUAGUUCGAGAGCUUGGCAGACAACUGUUGGAAUGUGUAGCAUUUAUGCAUGAUUUGCACCUCAUUCACACUGACUUGAAGCCUGAGAACAUUCUACUUGUUUCGUCAGAGUAUGUCAAGGUACCGGACUACAAGCUAUAUGCUCUGCAGGUUUCAUCACGUUCUCCCAAGGAUGGAUCCUAUUUCAAGAGACUGCCAAAAUCAAGUGCAAUUAAAGUAAUUGAUUUUGGUAGCACUACUUACGAGCAACAAGAUCAUAGCUACAUUGUGUCCACUCGGCAUUAUCGGGCGCCUGAGGUUAUUCUUGGCCUUGGGUGGAGCUACCCAUGUGAUGUAUGGAGUGUUGGUUGUAUUUUGGUGGAGCUUUGCUCGGGGGAAGCAUUAUUUCAGACUCAUGAGAAUUUGGAGCACUUGGCCAUGAUGGAGAGGGUACUGGGUCCAUUGCCUCAGCACAUGUUGAAGAGAGUAGAUCGACAUGCUGAGAAGUACAUCAGAAGAGGUAGACUGGACUGGCCUGAGGGUGCAACCUCAAGGGAAAGCAUCAAAGCUGUUUUAAAGUUGCCUCGACUUCAGAACCUAGUAAUGCAGCAUGUUGAUCACUCGGCUGGUGAUCUUAUAGACCUCUUGCAAGGCCUUCUCAGAUAUGAUCCAUCGGAUCGGUCGACGGCCCAAGAAGCCCUAAGACACCCCUUCUUUACCAGGGAUCAUCAUAGGAGGUUUUAGUCAAAAGAUUGGAAGAGAGGUGUUUUACAAUGUCAUGGUGUGCCAAUGCUUCCAUCACUUGAGAGAUAGUAGAGAGUCGUAGGGGUGGGUUGUCAUGAUGUUUCCAUAUAACCUUCGGUGAACGAACCUCUCUCAGGGGUUCCUGAUCUUGACGUGUUUCUUGUUUGUGCUGUAAAAAGGGCGGGAAGUGCAAAAAGCUAACAUAAAGUGUAUUUAUGUGAAUCUAACUUCAUAUUGCAAUAUCCAUAUAUAUCUUACAUUUCUAC
This is a messenger RNA of Magnolia sinica, 1750 nucleotides long. RefSeq names its product serine/threonine-protein kinase AFC2-like. Bases 168 to 1484 code for a protein of 438 amino acids. Gene Ontology annotation, biological process: protein phosphorylation. Gene Ontology annotation, cellular component: nucleus. Gene Ontology annotation, molecular function: ATP binding; protein kinase activity. The transcript is spliced from 12 exons. The record is from RefSeq and is a predicted model, not a curated record. NCBI's taxonomy places the organism in Eukaryota, Viridiplantae, Streptophyta, Magnoliopsida, Magnoliales, Magnoliaceae.